UGCUUUGGGUGUGACCAGAUCUUUGGGCCCCGCCCUGUGGCUGGAGGUGUGCCUUUGUAUAUCCUGUGCUCGCUACUCCAAGCUCAGUCGCAGGCUCGGGGCAGAACUACAACUCCCAGCAGCUCGUGCGGCCGGCCGCCGGGGAAAGACGUGGAGGAUCCCUGGGACCAGACCGGACUAUACCUCCACCGCCUGUGCGUUGGGGCUGCAGAUGCAGCUACAGCUGCAGCUACUGGGAUAGCUGAGGCAGCACCGUCGCCCCCGGGCCUCUGCACGGCUUGGAGGCGGCGGCGGCCCGGCUCUAGGGCGAUGGGCAGCUGCUGGAGCCGCCGGGACGCGCGCAGACAGCGGCUGGACAGCCUCCUGCCCUAUUAUGGAACUUUGCCCCGGGGUCCAGCCAAGACCUGUGUGGAGGUGAGUGGCUACCAGCAAAGCCUGUGGCGGACUGGCCUGUGCCACAUCGGGGCCCUGCUGACGGCCGGCAUCCUGCUACUGAUCUUCCACUGGAAACCAGAGCUGGAGGUAAAGGCCAAGUGCACCUCCUGCCCCUUGCAGCAGGCUGACUGGCUCAUCAUCAAGGAUCAGUUUGGGCAACUUUUCACCACCCAAGUGCAAACUGAGGUUGUCAAUGAAGGCAGUCCCAGCCCAGCCGUCUUCUGCCUCAGUCUUCCCAGCCUGAAUGUACCCCUGGAAGACCAAUGGAAUAGGAAGCUGGACAAAGAUGGAAGGAGCCAUAUGGCAGUGGGAGUCUCACAGGAGGAAGCCUGGAGAGACACCAUCCAACUAUAUAAGAAAGAGGAGCAAAACAUCCUUCGGUAUUAUGUGUUUGAAGGGGUCCGAUACAUAUGGAUUGAGGCUCAACAGGCCUUCCGCCGAGUCAGCGUGCUAGAUGAGACCAGAACCUUUGAAGACCUUCAUCACUGCAGCAUUGGACUCAGCUCCCAAGAACAAGAACUAAAAAAGACAAUAUAUGGCCUUAAUCUGAUCGAUGUACCCGUCAAAUCGUACAUUCGACUUCUGGUGGACGAGGUGCUGAAUCCUUUCUACGUGUUCCAGGCCUUCAGUAUCGGCCUGUGGCUUUGGGACUCCUAUUACUACUAUGCUGGUUGCAUUUUCCUCAUCUCAGUUAUCUCCAUCAUCCUGGCCCUCUAUGAGACCAGGAAGCAAAGCCAGACUCUGCAGAACAUGGUGAAGAUGACUAUGAGUGUGAUGGUGCGCCGAGCUGGUGGAGAAAACGUGCUGGUCGAUUCCACGGAGCUGGUGCCCGGAGACUGCCUGGUGCUCCCUGCUAAUGGCACGAUGAUGCCCUGUGAUGCUGUUCUCCUGUCCGGAGAGUGCAUGGUCAAUGAGAGCAUGCUGACAGGGGAAAGUGUACCAGUGACAAAGACUUCACUCCCCAGCAGUCCCAUCCUCUACUCUCCUGAGGAACACCGCCGACACACACUCUUCUGUGGAACACUAGUCUUACAAGCCAGGACCUAUAUGGGAGCUGACGUCUUGGCAGUGGUGACUCGGACAGGAUUUUGUACAGCAAAAGGGGAGCUGGUUAGUUCCAUCCUCCAUCCCAAACCCAUCCACUUCAAAUUCUACAGAGAUGCCCUGAAAUUUGUCUUCUUUCUCUUUAUUCUGGCUACCCUAGGCACCAUCUAUAGCAUCGUGAUUCUGAUCCAUAACAAGGUAACUGUGAUGGAGAUUGUAAAGCGGUCCCUGGACCUGGUGACAGUGGUAGUACCACCAGCACUCCCAGCUGCCAUGACUGUUGGCAUCAUCUAUGCCCAGAAUCGCCUCAAGAAACACAAAAUCUUCUGUAUCAGCCCACCUCGAAUCAACCUUGGGGCCAAGCUGCGCCUGGUCUGCUUUGACAAGACAGGCACGCUGACAGAGGAAGGCCUAGAUGUUUGGGGCGUGCUCCCCAUGAAAGGUCAUGAUUUCCUGUCCCUGCUCCCAGACCCGAGGCAGCUCUAUGGAGGUCCCCUGCUCACCGCCCUGGCAUCCUGUCAUUCCAUUUCCUUGUUGAAUGACCAGCCCAUUGGUGACCCCAUCGACCUCAAAAUGGUGGAGUCCGUUGGUUGGUUCCUGGAGGAAGAGGGAUUGGAGACCUUAGUGUUUGGGACCAAGGUCAUGGCUAUGAUGAAGCCCCCGCCCCCAGAGGAGCAGCUUCAUGGGACAGAGCCCCUGGAACCCAUUGGCGUCCUCCAUCGCUUCCCCUUCUCAUCAGUCUUGCAGCGGAUGAGUGUGGUCAUAGUCCGGCCAAAGGAAGCCUUUCCUGAGGUUUACCUGAAGGGGGCCCCUGAGAUGGUGGCUAGUCUCUGUAUCCCAGACACAGUGCCUCCAGAUUUCUCCCAGAUACUCCAGCAAUACACGGCAGACGGAUUCCGGGUUCUGGCCUUGGCCUUCAAACGCCUGCUUCGUCCUCUCACUUUGGAAGAGACUCAUCAACUGGUCAGGACAGAAGUGGAGAGCGAGCUGACCCUGCUGGGCCUUUUGGUGAUGAGGAACGUGCUGAAACCAGAGACGGAGCCCACCAUCCACACCCUGCGCAGGGCCAACAUCCGGACAGUCAUGGUCACAGGUGACAACAUGUUGACCGCAAUUAAUGUGUCUCGGACUUGCGGCAUGGUGAGGCCCCACGAGCCGGUGGUGAUCGUCCAUGCCUCAGCCCCUGCCUUUGGCAAACCGGCUUCAAUCAAGUUUGUCCCCUUUGAGCACCCCUCAAACGAGGACCGAGCUGAAUCCAAAGGGUGCACUGUGGAGCUGGCCAGGGAGCACUGCCACCUGGCACUCAACGGGAAGGCAUUUGCUGUGAUUUUGGACCAUUUCCCUGAAUUGUUGCCCAAGAUCCUGCUGCAGGGCACCAUCUUUGCCCGAAUGACACCAGAACAGAAGACUCAGCUGGUUUGUGGCUUUCGAAACCUGAACUACUGUGUGGGCAUGUGUGGAGAUGGGGCCAAUGACUGUGGGGCCCUGAAGGCAGCCGAUGUGGGCAUCUCCCUGUCAGAGGCUGAGGCUUCUGUGGCGUCGCCUUUCACCUCCCAAGUCACCAACAUCGAGUGUGUGCCUAAGGUGAUCAGGGAAGGGCGAUGCUCGCUGGUCACCUCCUUCUGCAUCUUCCAGUACAUGGCUCUCUAUAGCUUCAUCCAGUUCAUUUCCGUUCUUCUGCUCUACACCAUCAAUACUAAUCUAGGUGACCUACAGUUCCUGUUCAUUGACUUGGCUAUCACAACCUCCGUGGCAGUGCUAAUGAGUUUCACGGGGCCAGCCCCAGAGUUGGGGGUCUCCCGGCCCCCAGGGGCCCUGCUCCGUGUGACCGUCCUGGGCAGCCUCCUCCUUCAGACUGUCCUGGUUGCCACCAUCCAGCUCAGCAGCUACUUCAUCACCAUCUCCCAGCCCUGGUUUGUUCCUUUAAAUAAGACGAUUUCAGGGUCCCAGAACCUGCCCAACUACGAGAACACAGUCAUCUUCUGCCUCUCGGGUUUCCAGUACCUCACGCUGGCUGUGACCAUGUCUAAGGGGCCCCCUUUCCGCCGCCCCAUCUACACAAACGUGCUUUUCCUUUUGGCCUUGUUUGUCCUGGCCUCCAUCCUGACUCUGCUCACCCUGGGCCCCCCGGGCUUCCUGAUGAAGUGGCUCACCCUGAAGGACAUCAAGGACAUGCGCUUCAAGCUGCUGCUGCUUGGCUUGGCUGCCUUCAACUUUGUGGCCGCGUUCAUGCUCGAGUGUAUUUUUGACCAGUGGGUUCCCAGGUGCUUGCGAUGUCUGUGCGGGAAGAAGCCAUCCAAGAAAUUCUUCAAGCGUCUCGAACGGGAGCUGGCCCAGCAGAGAACUCCCUGGCCCCCUCUCCACCAGCCCAUCCUAGCUACCCCCAAGACAGCCUCUGCCCUGAGGUAGCCCUGGAUGCUGCGGACAUUCCUGGGGUGGAGGUCUGAGCCCCCCCCAUCCCCACCUCAUCUAUUUAUGCAUCUUGGUAGCAACACUGUACGUGGCCUGGAGCUGGCCAACACACUCCUCAGGCACCUGAGCCCAGAGAAGAACGCCUGCCUGUUCCCACACUCUUCGUCCUUGGCUGAGACUGGGGGCACAGGGCAUCUCCACUCCACGGGAGCCACCCCCAAAGGCAUCGGAUUCCUCCCUCCCCUGCAGCGAGGGGCUUCACUUCUGGACUAAUCUAGUCCCCCUCCAAUUUCUCAGUCCCCCCUUGGAAAUAGCCUAAUUUUUUAUCCAUGGACAUGGGCAUGUGGAGGGGUCAGGUGCAGCUGACCCUCGGAGCCCCUGUUGACAGACUGAAUAAAUUUGCCUUAUUUUCCUGGCUGUACUGAUGGUAUGUGAGACCUUGGCCCUGACCAGCAGCCCCUUGGUCAGGAUGCCUCUGCCUCCAUCUCCCCCUCUUCUCUGUUCUGAGCCUCAGCAGAGUACUAAGACGUGGGUCACCUAAAAGAACCUUAGACUGACUGCAAGGAACCCUGAAGGGGUUCUAGGUUUGGUUCUGCCACUACCCAACUCGGCAGCCUCACACAAUUCAUUUCACCUUUGUGGGCUGCCUUAGUUUCUUCUUCUGUAAACUCUUGGACAAUAAUACUUUCGGCAUGACCUACCUCAGAGGGUCCUUGGGAACUUCAGAGCUCUAUAGAAAUGGCAGUCAUUAUUGAGCCUAAGUCUAGCUGCCUUUUUGUGUCCCUUAAAUACCUUUUCUGUGCUGUGGUGGCCAACAGGAAUGAGAACAGGGACAAAUAUGAAUAAGGGCCAGUGAGAACAGGGACUGGUGUGAAUCAAUGUGAACAGACCAGUGAAAACAAAAGGGAGGAGGGGAAGUUAGGUGGCUUAAUGGAUUGAGAGCCAGGCCCAGAGAUGGGAGAUCCAGACACUUUCUAGCUGGGUGACCCUGGGCAAGUCACUUACCCUCCAUUGCCUAGCCCUUACUGCUCUUCUGCCUUAGAAUUGAUACUAUUGCUUCUAAGACAGAAAGUGAUGAGUUUAAAAAAAGAAAAAUGGGGAGGCAGAGAUGAGCCAGUACUGGGAGAUAAAAACUAACUCAUUGGAUGAUGGAAGCAAGAUCAGAGAAAGAACUUGACAGGGUAGAGGAGAGAACCAAGCAGAAUAUAAUGGAAUUGAAUAGCAAUAAAUGUCAAGCCUUACACAUGGGUUCAAAAAGUCAAUGUCAUAAGUACCAAGUGGGCUAGACAUAGUUAAACAGUAAUUCAUCUGGAAUUUUUCUUGGUCUACAAGGCCUAUGUGAAUCAGCAGCGUGAUAUGGCCAAUAAGAAAGCAGAGCAGAGAUCCCAGGCUACUUUAUGAGAAGGAUCAAGGUCUCUAUUGUGUCUUCUCCCUGCCUGGGCCUCCUUGUGGACUAUUUUGUUUAGUUCUGAUUCCUACACCUUAGGACCAAAACAGAUUGCCCAUUUUCUAUCCAGUUAGUCCAGAUCAGGUGGUAGAAUCCAUGUUAUUUGAGGAUUCUGACCCUCGUGGCUAUUAAAGCUAUGUGUGUGAGACCUUGGGCAAGUCCAUUUAAUUUCUCUGGACCUGAAAUGAGGUAGUUAGGCCAGAGGAUUUGCAAGGUGUCUGCCAGCCCUACGUUCUUUGAUCCUGUAAACAAGGAAUGCUUACUCUGAAAAAAUAAAGAAUGGAAUGUCAGGAGUGUGUUAGUGACCUUCAAGUAUUCAGAUAUUUCAGGUAGACAAUCCCUUCUCAAUGAUGGAUGGGAGAAGGUGACAGUGGAAGUGUUUUCCCCCAACUCAGGCUUCCCAGACCCCAGCCAUGGGGCAGAUGACAACCCUUUUCCCCCAAGUAUUCCUGCCAGUGAGCCUUCCCUCUCCCCUUGUGGUGGGACACUUGAGAUUCACCUCAAGUCCACUCUGCUUCCUAGUGAUGGUAGGCUGGACCCCUUCAACUCCCUUCCCUGGGCAGCAGAUGUGGCCAUUCAAAGUGCUUAGAUAAUCCAGAUGUUAACUAUUUGGGGGUAAGAUGGAGGGCCACAAGGCCUUUCCAUUUGACUUAGCAAUACAACCAAAGGUCCUCUGGACCUUGGUAUUUACUCUGUGGAUACAGACCACCUUCACACACAUCCUGGGCACUGCCAUCCGGCCUAGGGACGUACCUUGUGAACCUCUGGGUCUUGCCUUCCUCCCUGUGACUGCAUCCUUAAGAUUUUCUGGGACUUUCAUCUUCCUUGCAGCUAAACUCCUAUGUAUGUCGUCUUCCUCAACUAGAAUGUGAGCUCCUUGAGAGCAGAGACUGUCUCCUUUUUUUCUAAUUGUACCCCCAGUUCUUGACACAGUAAAUGCUUAAUAAAUUCUUUCAUUUGUUCA
Messenger RNA from Monodelphis domestica (gray short-tailed opossum), 6302 nucleotides. RefSeq names its product ATPase cation transporting 13A2 (gene ATP13A2). The record is from RefSeq and is a predicted model, not a curated record. Gene Ontology annotation, biological process: intracellular calcium ion homeostasis; polyamine transmembrane transport; autophagosome-lysosome fusion. Gene Ontology annotation, cellular component: late endosome membrane. Lineage: Eukaryota; Metazoa; Chordata; Mammalia; Didelphimorphia; Didelphidae. Gene Ontology annotation, molecular function: ATP binding; ATP hydrolysis activity; P-type ion transporter activity.